Carcharodon carcharias (great white shark) is the source of this 1308-nucleotide messenger RNA. Its product is annotated as serine/threonine-protein kinase H1-like. Lineage: Eukaryota; Metazoa; Chordata; Chondrichthyes; Lamniformes; Lamnidae. Gene Ontology annotation, molecular function: ATP binding; protein kinase activity. The record is from RefSeq and is a predicted model, not a curated record. Gene Ontology annotation, biological process: protein phosphorylation. The coding region runs from base 1 to 1308 and encodes 435 amino acids. The transcript has 4 exons.
AUGGGCUGCGGGACAAGUAAAGUGCUGCCAGAGCCGCCGAGGAACUGCUACGUGGAUUUUGUGAAGACGGUGGUGAAAUGCAAGCCGAAGGUGUGCGAUGAGGGCCCGCUGAAGCCGGGGUCCAAAGGGGCGGCGAACGGGCAAAGCGAUGCGAGCUGCCCCGAUGGACCAAGAAGAACCAGAGGACCCAAGUAUAGAGCCAAGUUUGAUCCGAAAGUGACAGCAAGGUAUGAAAUCAAGGCUCUUAUUGGAAGAGGAAGCUUCAGCAGGGUGGUGAGAGUUGAACACAGAGCCACCAAACAGCCAUUUGCCAUCAAAAUGAUUGAAACCAAGGCUAAAGAAGGAAAGGAGGUGUGCGAGUCUGAACUUAAUGUGCUUAGGAGAGUGAGCCACUGUAAUAUCAUCCAACUGAUCGAGGUCUUUGAGACACAUGAUCGUAUCUACAUGGUGAUGGAACUGGCCACUGGUGGAGAACUUUUUGACCGUGUCAUUGCCAAAGGAUCAUUUACAGAGAGAGAUGCUACUAGGGUACUGCAGAUGGUUUUAGAUGGGGUCAAAUACUUACACACCUUGGGGAUUACGCACAGAGAUUUGAAACCAGAAAACCUUCUUUACUAUCACCCAGGAUCAGACUCCAAGAUCCUGGUCACUGAUUUUGGACUUGCCAAUUCUGGGAAUAAAGGUGGAGACUGGUCCAUGAGGACCACUUGUGGCACACCAGAGUACAUUGCGCCUGAAAUCCUGUUAAGAAAACCUUACACCAGUGCCGUAGAUAUGUGGGCUUUAGGUGUGAUCUCCUAUAUAUUGCUUAGUGGAGCUAUGCCAUUUGAGGAUGAAAAUCGGACAAGGCUUUACAGAAUGAUUCUCAAGUGCAAAUACAGUUAUGUAGGUGAGCCAUGGCCAAAUGUUUCUAACCUUGCCAAGGACUUCAUUGAUAGGUUAAUCACCAUAGACCCUAAUGAGAGAAUGGCAGCUGCACAAGCUUUGAAACAUCCAUGGGUUGUGACAAUGGCAGCUUCGUCCUCUAUGAGAAACCUCCAUCGGUCAAUCUCUCAGAACUUGAUGAGGAGAACAUCUUCCCGCUGUCAAAGCUCUAAGUCAGCGCAGUCUACCAAGUCGAGCCGUUCCAGCAAGUCACGUCGUUUACAUGAGAAGGAAAUCCGGGAGUUUAACCUAUGGUACCAGCACCAUAUUGAGCAUUAUUGGCUCCUUAUGCUGAUGUUGGCAGAGAUAAGAAGCCAGGACAGAGUUUUUGAGUUCAUGACAGUAAUUGUGGAUCUGGAAGUACCUGAUGCCAUAGAACAGUGA